AUGGACUCCAGCUCUCACAAACGAUAUCAUCUCCAUGAAUGGGAACCAACAGAUAUGUUUAAUGCAUAUUAUUCUAGAAAAUCUGAAAAGUAUAUCACUGAUGAGACUGUGAGAUUUCCAAUGGAACAGCUUUAUAAGGUGGCAGGGCAAGGUAUGUUCUGUUUAAUACAUUAAUACAUUUUAAAAAAUAUUACACAUUUCUCAUUUGUAUUACAUUUAAUGUCUACCUAAAAUCUACAGGGGACGUGUGCAGUAGACUUGUGCAUUGCACGCCAAGAAAAGUUUAACCAGGUUAAUUAAAAUUAAUACUGCCACAAAAACAAUCAAACCAUAAAUCAAAGAUCUGGAUGAACCAAAUUUAGAUUGUACAUUGAUUCUGUUUGUCCAGAUUUUUUUUGCAAAUUAAAUUACAACAUUUUAAAUUUCUCUAUGCUGAUGAAAAUAAAUACAUUUCAUUUAGUGAACAGGCUAAUGAAAUGCACAAUGCAGUUAUAAACAGAACAAUGACAAAAAUAUUUUUAGGAACUAGAGAAAAAGACAAAUCAGUAAUAAUUUCAUAUACAGCAAUGUGCAAUGUGUAAAGAUUAGAAAAUAACUCACCUAACAUAUAAUCUGUAUCUAGUCACAUGUAAUUACAUGCAUUAUGUAAAGUAUUCUUACAGAAAAAAAUAAAUAAAUAGGGAGCAUACCCUGAGACAAUGGUAUAUGUGAAACAUUAUAGUCCUAAUGCUUCUAAAAUAAGUGUGUUUUUAGGAUAUAAAAAAAAAAAAGUUUGAAAAUUGAGUGGUCUCAAUUUUUCUCAAAUUGAACAACCAUAGGAAAGCCCUGCUGGCUAGCUUGGAUGUGGAGUUGGCUAAGAUCAAGAAAAAAAGUUCAAAAGUUAUAUGAAAUAUUUAAUAGUAAUUAUUUUUGAUAUUCAAAUAUGUUUAAUUUCAGCUCUUUCAAUUAAAUCUAAGUGAAAAACAAAUUAAAAGUAUUUUGGAGAAGUUUUUACCUUUGUUUAUGGUUUUAUUUUUGGACUUUUUCACUGCAGGUGAAAUUACUGGUGACUAUUUGAUUGAUAUAUCUGGUGGCUGUAACAUUCACCAUCUAUUGCCUAUUUUUGAAUUUUUCAGAGACAUCACUAUUUUAGAAUUUAGUGAUCUCUGUGUAAAGGAACUAGUGAAAUGGAAGCAUAGGGAGUCGGAAAGCUAUGACUGGACUCAUGUCUUAUCGAUUAUGGCAGAAUUGCAAGGCUCAAGGUAA
Pelobates cultripes (western spadefoot toad) is the source of this 1245-nucleotide messenger RNA. The record is from the annotation of a GenBank genome assembly. Lineage: Eukaryota; Metazoa; Chordata; Amphibia; Anura; Pelobatidae.